Messenger RNA from Nezara viridula (southern green stink bug), 1902 nucleotides. The record is from the annotation of a GenBank genome assembly. Lineage: Eukaryota; Metazoa; Arthropoda; Insecta; Hemiptera; Pentatomidae.
AUGUGGUGGACAUUGCUAUUCCUCGUCGGUAUAGUCGGCUUCGAACUUGAUGCAGAAGAGUCCACGGUCUCCGAAGUCUCUGAUUGCCUGCUAGCCAUCGCUGAGAAGUACCUGGACAGGCACUGCUUGGCGUUUCUCUUCCCUCUCAACUUCAGUUCCCCCAGCCUCGUCAACGUCCCUCCGCUUGUGAGAUCCUCUCUGCUGAGGAAGAUGGGCGACAGGUGGGCUUCCUAUCUCCCUGUGGUCAACCCUUACAAGAUGUUCAACCCAUUUAUGGAGCCUAAGCCAGGACCACUCCGCAUGCUUCAUUGCGCUCAUGUAAUCAUCCUAGACAAGACAGAUUCUCUCCUAGAUCAAAUAGAAGAGAUUCUGUACAAGUUCUACAGUCAUUAUUACAUGCACGGUGGCUGGGAAAAGACUAGAAUGGUUGUGGCAGUUUCUAGUCCCGUAGAGGAAUCUGAAAUUUAUGAGUUGCUUUUCUAUAUAUUUAUAAGGGGAGACCUGGACGUGAUUUUUGUCGGUAUCCUAGACAACACUGUUACCGUUUCAACGUUCUUCCCUUUCGGUAAAAGCAGGAAUAGUUGUCCUGAAAAUAAUAACAGCACCGAAAUACUAGACUUUUGGAUGAAUGGAACGUUUAUCAGAAACGAAAACUUAUUCCCCGAAAAACUGCCCGAAAAAUUCAAUAGUUGUACGAUGAAAGUUGGAACUUAUCAUAAUCCUCCUUAUUUUAUUGUUAACGAAGCAGGCAAACCUUCUGGAGGUAUUGAAUAUGGCGUGGUCGAGAUCAUUGCUGAGCACUUAGGAAUGAAGAUCGAUUAUCGCAUCUACAAUCGAUCCGACGCCUGGCUUUGGAUGGAAAAAGACGGCCCCAAGGGACUAAGCACCGACCUGAGGCUGGGCCACGUGUGGCUCACUGUGUCCGGCGACAAAAACUUGGUGUUUACAUUCCCAUCUCUUAUAAUUCCCCACCCUUUCAUGACUGAGCACAUAUGUUUCUUUUUUAAGAAUCCCAAAGACGUCGCCACCUGGAAGUUGAUUUUUGUCGGGUUUAAUGAGAUUCUAUGGAUAAUAUUAAUUGCGACUGCAUUCGCUUUUCCCUGCUGCUUAUUUUUACUAGCAAGAUUUCAAAACUACCAACAUCCUUUUAAGAAGUUUUCUAUUUCUUUGAUGUCUUCAUAUGCACUAUUAUUAUCGUUUCCUUCUAGCGUAGAUCCGCGAACGAUAAUAUUUCGUUUAGCUUUUGCGACCUGGCUGUUUUACACAAUUCAUAUAAAUCUUGCAUAUUCGGCAACGCUCAAAAGUCUCUUGACAACUGGCAAAACGGAACCUAUAAUGAAUUCUUUCGAACAGCUUCUGGAAGAAAACUUAAAAACGGCGGUUACACAAAAUGUACUCUAUCAAACUGGCCAAAUGGACGAACCUGUCAUAAAAGAGAUUUUGGCGAAUCAUUUAGUAGUUGAAGGCUAUAAAGUUAUUUAUCAUCAACUAAAAAAAUACGGCAACUUAUCUUUCCUUGAUAUGGAUUUACCGUUUUCCUACACUGUCAAGAAAAAUAACCUAUCGAUGUACAAGUCAGAUCUGUGCCUGCGCUUCUUCUACCUUGGGAUCAUGAUGAGGAGGAACCAUUUCAUAAUCCAGAAGGUGGCUGAUCUGUCGUUCCGGAUCACCCAGAGCGGCUUCCCGGCGAAGUUCAUCAAGGACUACGUGGAGGUGCCCAACAAGCCAACCCAAGUCAAGUUGCGAGCCUUCUCCAUCGUCGAUCUUUCUGGACCGUUCCUUAUUCUAAUUAUUGGUUGUGUUUUAGCCUUAGGGUUGUUUUUAGGUGAAGUAACUGUUUAUUCAGUAAAAGCUAAUUUAAGAAAACGGUCUAUUAGACGUUUUGAAGAUGAAAUAUUUUAA